UCUAUAUUCCCAUUUAGUAGCUUUAAUCUCAUCCAAUUACAAUGUCAUGAACUAGAUCACUAUAUUCCUUUGUGAGGUUGAUAUGAUCCCAACUGAACCGCAACCUCCGGAAGAGCAGGACGAGGAACAGGCGAUGACUGAACCGUAACCUCCGGAAGAGCAGGACGAGGAACAGGCGAUGAGGAGUGAAGCGGAUACGCGGGUAACGGAAGCUCGAGAAGAGGCGUCCAUCGCGAAGUCUAAACCGACGAGGAAUGUGAAAGCUCCUAGUAGAUUCGGCAACUUCGUCACCAAAUAGUUAUUUCCAUAUUUAUGUUUCUUUUAUUUUAAGGAGUAGUCGAACCUUAGUUCUUUUUAUUUUUGGAAGAUUUUCUUUUUAAUUUUUAAUUGAAUCGAGCGUAAUUAUAAGCUCCGUCGGGGUUUUAUUGUUGGUUCUUUCCCGAUGUUUAGGAUUAGGUCGAACCAAACCUAGGGUCCGUAGAUUAUAAAUAGGGCUAUUUUGUUCAUUAUCUGAUAUGAAUGAAAAAUAUCUUUUGCCCAAUAACUCGUUGAUAUCUUGUGAAAACCCUGGGAACUUGACUGCCCGACGGGAACGCUCCCCGCGCACAUUCAAUCUUGGAAGCCGCCGACCCUGAAGCAGGGCGCCGGAGAGGACAGUUGACGCCGAGACGAGUGAUCGGCGGUUGUUGAGGAGAGAAGACCUUAACAUCUGGUGCUUUCACCUUGAAUUCAAUGCGACGCAAUAAAAACUGCGGUAGGCCGGGGUGGGGGCCUUUCCGACGUGGUCAGCCGGUGUUUCGCCGUGAGGCUGGAGGAUUCAAUCACCCACCGUUCGAGGACUUAGAAUUGGAGACAAGGCAGGGAGACGACGUGCAGCAGGGUGACCCUAUUAAUGCUAAACUGGACCGGCUGUUGGAUCGUUUCGAUAAAUUGGACGUGUGGAGGGACGAGACGGAUCGUAGGUUCGAGAAUUUGGAGCCGGCCCUUACGUGCGAGAUAGAACCUCCAUCGAGGCAUGGCGAUUGGGAGGAGUAUGAGGAGAUGGAUGUUCGGGGAAAACGAACAUGGGACAGCGGGACUAAGUCUCGCCACCAGAACGCCGGUCGCCAGGAGGGUUACGGCAGGACGGCAGUGAAUGGGACUCAAUAGGGGUUUGAUUCUGGCCGCGCCAGAUUCAACGGUUUUAAUCAAUCGUUCGACCGCCCAGCUUCAUGUUGGGAUCCGCCUCAACGUUUUAAUUCACGAGACGCAUCGCUUGAUAAGACCGAAAGGGUUAAGAUGGCGGCACCACGAUUUGAUGGAUCUGACGCGACAAAUUGGGUGUCGAGGGUCCAAUAUUAUUUUAACCAUCUGAUGAUGCCAGACGCACAACGCUUACACUAUGCGGAGUUUUUGGAGGACAUCCGUCAUCGCUUUGGAUUAAUUGCAAAAUUGACGCAAACAGGUUCAGUGGUCGAGUAUCACGAUACGUUCGAGAAAUAUCUCAACCGAGUUCAGGGCAUUCCGGAAAGACAGCUAUUCACUCUGUUCGUGGCGGGAUUAAAGCCGGAUAUGCAGGAACGGUUGCGCUUGCAUCGGCCGUCGUCUCUAGCCGCGGCGAUGGCUUUGACAUUGGAACUGGCCGACUCCCACGGCGACCGCCAGCAGCAUCAGCAGAAUUCUCGUCGCCCGUGGCAAGCCCGAGAGACUCGCAUUCAGGCAGGCCCGGUUUCGAGCCAUCCGCCGACCCAGAACAUCCUUGGCCAGACUCAACAGCCGGCUCAGGGACGUGUUGCGACCCCCUCGCGACAACCGCAGGUCCGGGUGUCCCAGGCAGAGAAGGCAGAGCGCGCGAAGAUGGGUCUCUGCUACUAUUGUCCGGAUAAAUGGGUCAUUGGACACGUUUGCAAGCAGCGUUUACUUUGUUAUGCCGACGAUUCGGACGAUGUGGAUGACGGCGAUUUGGAGAAGGAUAUGACGGAGGAUUUGGCAGACAUGGAGGUAGCACACGUACACGCUAUGUAUGGAGGCCGUCGCUCACGACCUCUGAAAGUGAUAGGGUCAAUACAGGAUCGGGAAGUGUGUAUUUUAAUUGAUACGGGGAGCGAUCGAGAAUCAUAACGUAUCCUGUAAUAAAAC
Salvia splendens (bonfire salvia) is the source of this 2118-nucleotide messenger RNA. RefSeq lists its product as uncharacterized. The transcript is spliced from 2 exons. The record is from RefSeq and is a predicted model, not a curated record. NCBI's taxonomy places the organism in Eukaryota, Viridiplantae, Streptophyta, Magnoliopsida, Lamiales, Lamiaceae. Bases 1279 to 2100 code for a protein of 273 amino acids.